Cladocopium goreaui is the source of this 2733-nucleotide messenger RNA. Lineage: Eukaryota; Dinophyceae; Suessiales; Symbiodiniaceae. The record is from the annotation of a GenBank genome assembly.
AUGGCAGAGCUCCGAAGACAAAUUCCUCCAGACUAUGCUUUGUAUUUGGUGCCCUUCUUACCGCGCACGCCCACAGGGAAGGUGGAUCGGAAAGCUCUGGAUGUGAUGCUGGGAAAACACUUCACCCUCAAGGCCCAAGCGGAAGAAGCACAGAAGCAAUCGGAUCACUUGAGCCUCAUCGCAAGGUGGUAUGUUUGUUUGUUGCCUCUGACUGUGGGUCCUGCAUAUAACUUCCUGGUGGCAGAGGAUCAUUUCUUUGCCUUCGCCUGGAUGGUAUUGGAGAUCCUGCUGCGAGCUUUUCUUUUCACAUAUCUGUUCUUGGGCAUGGCAUACGAAUUGCGUUUCCUGAACCCCUACCUGCGUUUUUGUCCUUUCGACCGCCCUGGUGCCUUGCUGCUCUGUGCAGGCCUUCUUCCCAUCUGGACGCUGCCGUGGAAUCUUCCGCUGCUUCUGACGGCAUGUCCUGGGGCGUGGCACGGCUUUCGGCGGCAGCGACUACUGUCAUGGCCCGUGGUGGUCGGGAUCAAUUUCCCCAGGAUGGCACGUGACAAUGGGCUUUGGUGGUACAAACACCUCACAACCUGCAAAGGGAUCAAGACAAUCCGGGAGUGGUACGUGAAUCAGAUGAAGCGGAAUUGGAAGGAAUUGCAUCAAUGGUACUUGGAAAAGAUGGGCCGUACCAGGAAGUGCUAUCACUGCAAGCAAGAGAAACUCUGCAGCAAGGGCUCAGAAGAUCCGCAAGACUUGAAGUGGUAUUGCGAAGCAUGUUGGAGCCACUACUAUAAACACUGGCAAUGCCCCAGCUGUAAAGCUUGGACGUUGCGAGGAGAUAAGUGGCAGAACCAGUGGCUGUGCUCCAAGUGUUUCCAAGCGAAGAAGAAUGCAGUGCCACCUUUGGCUGUUCCACUGCUUGCAGAGGUCAAUCACCUGCCAAACGCCUUGGAGUCCCCGCCGAAACGACAGAAGACCGAGGCAACACAGGAAGAAUCUGGUCCGGUGCCAAUGGAAGUGACAAAUCAGGCGGUGAGUCCACGAGAUCUCGUGGGAGCCGGAGCGGUGCCCGCUUCGGCAUCACAUGCAGCGGAUGCCGCCGCGGGCAAUGGACUGCUCCAAACCCCACGGGGCACGGAAGUGCGGCCACUGGUGCUUCAUUUCGCCAGGGACUUGGAUGGCACCAUGGGAACCACGGGUGGAACCGGUGCGGCGAACGGCGGGAACGGAUCUGCGGUGCUUAAGAGCGCUGAGUGGAUGGAAGUAGAAGAGGCCUUGGGAUGGAGCUUCAACUCUUUGGAGGAUCACCUGCUGGGCAUCGAUUCCAUGAGGUUUGCUAAGCUGAUGAGUAGCUUGUUGCGAAAGGGCAAGCAGCUGCCAGCGAGCGCCCAGAAAUGUCGAAAUCUAGGGGAACUCUUGGGUCAGAUCCAUAUCUUACCGGCGCAACAAGCGGAUGCGGAGGUGGUCGGCCAAGAGUGGCCGGCUUGGGGGAUGAUGUGGGGCUCCGUCUGCGGCUGGCGCUUCUAUUGCCAACGUCCGAUUUCGGAGCCAGUACUGCGACGGGCUGUGCAGGACCUAAUUUCUCGGCACGUCGCACUGCGCUGCGUACCAGCUGAUCCAAUGGAACUCUUUUUCCAGAUUCAAGCUGCCCUGAGUGUCUUGCACCUGUGGCGAGUGUCAUCACCUUCCUUUGCCCGAAGCUGGCUCUCUUCCUUGGCCUCCUACAGCUUGAAAUCUGCUUGGCCCAAAGUGCAGUCCAUCCAUCCCCAGGUGGACAGUGUCUUGGCAAAUCUUCCCAUGUCCGAGAGCUUUGAGAAAGCUGAAGCUUUGCUGUCCACUCAGGCCAAACAGGAUCCGUUUCGUCCGCCAUUUCAGUUGAGAGUCGCACCUUAUCCUGGUGGUGUGGUGGUGCAGCUGCGCUUGACCCACAUGUUUUCGGAUGGUUUUUGCAUCGUCCCCUUGCUCCAAGACCUGGCCAAAUUGGUGGCGGAUCAGGAGCUCUUGGCGCAGGGUCAGCAGAUUUCUCCGCUGCCAGCCUUGCCGGUCUCCUUCGAUCUACUGCAGCGACGUCUCUUCCGCACCGUGGAUGGGGACCACAGCUUGGGCGACCCCGUGACGCCCACCACUUUGGACUCUGGCGGUUGGACCAACUUGGUUCGCUCCGAACUGCUGAGCGUGAGCCCCAUGCAGGUGAGCCUCAUCAAACAUGCAGCCCUAAAGCUGGCGGUUCCGGAUGAGAUCCUCCUGCUGACAGCCAUUGGCGUCUCCAUGGGCAAAGUGCACCAGCAGGGCGCGCAGUCCUUGCACGUGAUCGCGCCCCAGCGGGACGAGCCGUGCGCCUCGGAUCUCAUCGGCCUCUUCGCGGACUAUCGCCGCUUGGAAGUUCCCAUAGAAGGUUUGCACUACGCGGGCGUGGCUCUGGCCUUGAACGUCAUCGUGAAAGAACGCCUCUGGCGUCAGCCUCCCGUGGUCAGUCAAGCUGCUGUACCAUUUGUGAAUUUCAUGUGGACCGACUUUGAGGAGCCCAAUGGCUUCAAGCCCAUCCCAGCAUACAAGGGCAAGGAAGGCAGCUCAGUCUCUCCCAUUCAAGUGGUGGUAGUGCAGCCCAGUAGGGAAUGCUGGCGGAUUGUGUGCACCUUUAAGUCCGAAGUUUACACCAAAGAUCAAGUGGAAAGGUUCGUUGGAUAUCUGGAGGAAUCUUUGCGAUGCUUGAUCGAAGCUCCGUUGAGCCCGACACUGUGA